AUUCUUUACACCUAUUGGUUGUUAUUAUUGUCACCUAGUCAGGUGACAAUAUUGAUAUUCAUAGCACGGGCUAUGAAUGACCGUGAAAGUUAUUGUGUACUAGUAAAGCCAUUCGAAGGCUCUUUUUCGUGCAGUCAAGACACGUUUUGUCAUGGACGACUCUGGCGACGAAAUUUCCUUAUUAGAAAAAGGCAAAACCAACCAAACUCAAAGAAGCUGCUGGAAAUCCUCCACUGGAUAUUGCUGAUGUGGUGAAGCUCGUCACGGGCGUUUUGCAGACCCAGUUUCAAAAUUUAUCAGGUCAGCUCAAAGCAGAACAGUCGGAGUCUAUCACUAAAAAAUUAAAAGAAAAUUCUAUUUUGAAAAUUAAAUCUGAAGGGAAUCGUGCACAGUACGAAUUUAAUGCCGAGAUUCUCGAGGGUCUAGAUAAACUAGAAACAAGAGCUUUUGACACUAAAGAUAGCGACUCAGUUACUAUCAUAGAAGAUUUGCGGAAAAAAUUAAAAACGCGCCAGAAACAUAUUCGAAUUCCUCUCCAGCCGGGUGGAAAACAGUAAAUGAAUACCAGUCAAGAGAAAUUGCGGACAAUUCGGAUGACGAGAAGAAAAUUCGAAGUGCGGAAAACCGCGCCCUCCAACAACAAAAACAAGGGCAGAACAGGCGUUUUCACCCAUAUGGCACCUACAAGACUCCCCCAGCGGCGGCGGCAGGCUCGGCAGCCCAGCUUAGUUCCUCUUAGCCUUCUGCUACUUCGUUUCAGCCAUUCACAUACCAGCAACAGCCCUUUCGUGGCAAAUCUGCACGGCGUCAACCACAGCCCAGUGACGUGUGCUUCAACUGUUUUUCCACAGGACACUGGAAAACCAACUGUCCCAAAAACAAGUCACAAAGUCAAUGAUAAGUAUAAAGUUCCGGAUAGACGAAUAGAAGACGCUGUUUGUUGUUUGAAGAAAGUUAUUGGUCGUUUCCCAGAUAUAACAGCGAGAGAACUGGCACAAGUAGUUGGAAAAAUCAUUUCCAUGACACCAGUAAUGGAUAUAUUUAAAGUGGGCAGAUGGAUGGGCAUUAACAACGAAAGUAAAGAUCGCCGUCUUGAGGAACUCGCAUCAGAACUACCUCGAUAUUGUAUAACAUCCAAGGCUGACAACACAGCAAAACAAUACAGAUGUGGAAGAUUUGGUUUAGAAAGAAAGAAAUUUUUGUUAUAUUGAAAUUAAUUAAAACUGCACUUUCAGAGCGCUUCACAUCCUACUCACGAGUUUGUGUUUAUUUCAUAAAUAUUUUAUGUUCGUUUGAGUGAAACGAAUAAGA
Magallana angulata is the source of this 1311-nucleotide messenger RNA. RefSeq lists its product as uncharacterized. The record is from RefSeq and is a predicted model, not a curated record. The transcript has 4 exons. Lineage: Eukaryota; Metazoa; Mollusca; Bivalvia; Ostreida; Ostreidae. Bases 558 to 1211 code for a protein of 217 amino acids.